This is a messenger RNA of Arabidopsis thaliana (thale cress), 3215 nucleotides long. RefSeq names its product Leucine-rich repeat protein kinase family protein. Lineage: Eukaryota; Viridiplantae; Streptophyta; Magnoliopsida; Brassicales; Brassicaceae. Gene Ontology annotation, cellular component: membrane. The transcript is spliced from 18 exons. The record is from RefSeq and is marked reviewed. Bases 69 to 3020 code for a protein of 983 amino acids. Gene Ontology annotation, molecular function: protein serine/threonine kinase activity; protein kinase activity; protein serine kinase activity.
CAGCAUUCCAAGGUCAUCUCUAGGCUAGAUAAAUAGUGAUCUUUAUUGAAACCAAAGCAGAAACCAAGAUGAAAGAGAUGAUGGGUGUAGUUGGAAUCAUUCUGGUUGUGUCUUCUUGUUGCUUGUCUUUGCUGGAUGCCCAAGAGAUUACUCAUCCCACUGAUGUUAGUGCUCUGCAGUAUGUUCACCGCAAACUAAAGGACCCUCUGAAUCAUCUUCAAGACUGGAAAAAGACGGAUCCAUGCGCCUCUAACUGGACCGGUGUCAUCUGCAUCCCUGAUCCUUCUGAUGGCUUUCUUCAUGUUAAAGAAUUGCGGUUGCUAAACAUGAACCUCACUGGACAACUGGCACCUGAACUCGGCUUACUAUCAAAUCUUACCAUAUUGAACUUCAUGUGGAACGAUCUCACCGGUCAGAUUCCACCAGAACUAGGAAACUUAACUCAUCUCAUCUUCUUGCUAUUAAGUGGAAAUCAACUGACAGGAUCUUUGCCUCAAGAACUCGGUUCUCUUUCCAAUCUCUUAAUCCUUCAGAUAGAUUACAAUGAAAUUAGCGGAAAACUUCCAACGUCCUUGGCAAAUUUGAAAAAACUGAAGCAUUUUCACAUGAACAAUAACUCAAUCACGGGUCAGAUUCCGCCCGAGUACUCUACCUUAACCAAUGUUCUGCACUUCUUGAUGGACAAUAACAAGCUAACUGGUAAUCUUCCACCGGAGCUCGCUCAGAUGCCAAGCUUGAGAAUUCUACAAUUGGACGGUAGCAACUUUGAUGGCACAGAGAUCCCAUCUUCUUACGGAUCGAUACCAAAUCUCGUCAAAUUGAGUCUCAGAAACUGCAACCUAGAAGGACCAAUUCCUGAUUUGAGCAAAUCACUGGUUCUCUAUUACUUAGAUAUUUCCUCCAACAAACUCACAGGAGAAAUUCCCAAGAACAAGUUCUCUGCAAACAUCACAACUAUAAACUUGUACAACAAUUUGCUCAGCGGAUCCAUUCCUUCUAAUUUUUCAGGCCUUCCACGGUUACAGAGACUGCAAGUGCAGAACAACAACUUGAGUGGGGAGAUUCCUGUGAUAUGGGAAAAUAGGAUCUUGAAGGCAGAGGAAAAACUUAUCUUGGACUUGAGGAACAACAUGUUUUCAAAUGUGUCAAGUGUUCUUCUAAACCCUCCCUCCAAUGUCACAGUCAAGCUUUACGGAAACCCGGUUUGUGCAAAUGUUAAUGCGGGAAAGUUAGCUGAUCUCUGUGGUAUCUCAACGUUAGAAGUGGAAUCUCCCGCAACUUCUUCGGAAACCAUCUCGACGGGAGACUGCAAACGUCAGUCGUGCCCCGUAAGCGAAAACUAUGACUACGUGAUUGGGUCUCCAGUUGCAUGUUUCUGCGCUGCACCACUUGGCAUUGAUCUUCGGCUUAGGAGUCCAAGUUUCUCGGACUUUCGACCUUACAAAGUCUCCUACAUGCUCGAUGUAGCAUCCCCGAAAAAUCUCGGGAUAAACCCGUAUCAGAUAUCUAUUGAUACAUUUGCAUGGCAGUCGGGUCCAAGGCUAUUCAUGAACAUGAAGAUUUUCCCUGAGUACAGUGAAUUAAACAGUAAAUUCAACAGCACAGAGGUUCAACGUAUUGUGGACUUCUUUGCAACUUUCACUCUGAAUACUGAUGAUUCUCUUGGCCCUUAUGAGAUUAUUAGUAUCAACACUGGUGCUUACAAAGACGGUAAUACACAUAUCUUCUACUCAUCUUUGUGCAUCAAAAGAGUAUUUAUUUAUGUUACUCCUGUAUAUGAAGUUACUAUCAUAUUCCCGAAAAAGUCGGGGAUGAGCAUAGGCGUCUCGGUUGGAAUCAUUAUAGGAGCCAUUGCUUUCUUCCUUGUAUUGUCCUCUCUAGCAUUGGUCUUCUUCAUCAAGAGAAGCAAACGAAAGAGAAAAACUAGGGAAGUCGACAUGGAACAAGAACACCCACUUCCAAAACCUCCAAUGAACAUGGAGAGCGUGAAGGGUUACAAUUUCACGGAACUUGAUUCAGCAACAAGCAGUUUCAGUGAUCUCUCUCAGAUUGGUAGAGGUGGCUAUGGGAAGGUCUACAAAGGCCAUUUACCAGGUGGUCUGGUUGUAGCUGUCAAACGUGCAGAGCAAGGGUCUCUGCAGGGCCAAAAAGAGUUCUUCACCGAGAUCGAGUUGCUUUCCCGGCUACAUCACCGUAACCUUGUUUCUUUGCUUGGCUACUGUGAUCAGAAAGGAGAACAGAUGUUGGUAUAUGAGUACAUGCCCAACGGUUCUCUUCAGGACGCACUCUCUGCGAGGUUUAGACAACCACUGAGUUUGGCGCUGAGACUGAGAAUAGCGCUCGGGUCUGCGAGAGGGAUUCUGUAUCUGCACACAGAAGCUGAUCCACCAAUCAUCCAUCGAGACAUCAAACCAAGCAACAUUCUUCUAGACAGCAAGAUGAACCCUAAAGUUGCAGACUUUGGGAUCUCAAAGCUCAUAGCACUAGAUGGUGGAGGAGUGCAAAGGGAUCACGUAACUACCAUCGUCAAAGGCACUCCUGGAUAUGUGGAUCCAGAGUAUUACUUGAGCCACAGGCUAACAGAAAAGAGUGACGUAUACAGCCUCGGCAUUGUCUUUCUCGAAAUUCUCACAGGAAUGCGCCCAAUCUCGCACGGAAGAAACAUCGUGCGGGAGGUGAAUGAAGCAUGCGAUGCUGGGAUGAUGAUGUCAGUGAUAGACAGGAGCAUGGGGCAGUACUCUGAGGAAUGCGUCAAGAGAUUCAUGGAACUAGCCAUCAGAUGUUGUCAGGACAACCCAGAAGCGCGUCCGUGGAUGCUGGAAAUAGUGAGGGAGCUGGAGAAUAUCUAUGGGCUGAUUCCAAAGGAAGAGAAGCCAUAUUCAAGCCCUUCAGUCCAAUCAUCUGCUUCAGGAAUGUCAGGCUUCGCUGUUGCUUCUCCAAGAAGCAGUUAUACUACCUUCUCUGAAUUCACAGCUAACCAACUCGUCAGCGGAGUCAUUCCCUCCAUCGCACCGCGCUAAUGAUCAUAUUGUUAAAUAUGUGCAGUUUAUUUUGGAACUCUUUAGUAAACAGAACCGUAGAAGAAGUUUAUGCCUUUUUCUUAUGGGUGCCAAUGAGGCAUCUCUGUUUAUAAUAAUAAUGGUGGGUUUGGUUUCACACGUUAAACAAGACAUCAAAAGGAACCCGAUGAACUUAGUUGAUUUGGCUUUUCUAUA